AUGGCAUCCCGAAGGCUCGCGCUGAGCCUGCACCAAGGCCUUCGCGCUCAGCGCGCCAUCAACGCCGUCAAGCCCAACAACAUCACCCGCCGGGCCCUGGCUACUCCUGUUAGCCAUGCCUCCACCACCGAGAGCACCACCUUGAGCAAUGGGUUCACCAUCGCCACCGAAUACUCCCCCUUUGCGCAAACGAGCACCGUCGGCGUCUGGAUUGAUGCUGGCUCCCGCGCCGAAACCGACAAGACCAACGGCACCGCCCACUUCCUCGAGCAUCUCGCCUUCAAGGGCACCCAGCGACGGAGUCAGAGCCAGCUGGAGUUGGAGAUUGAGAACAUGGGCGGCCACCUCAACGCCUACACCUCCCGCGAAAACACCGUCUACUACGCCAAGAGUUUCAACAGCGACGUCCCAGCCUCCGUUGACAUCCUCGCCGAUAUCCUGCAGAACAGCAAGCUCGAGAACUCUGCCAUCGAGCGUGAAAGAGACGUCAUUCUUCGCGAGCAGGAAGAGGUGGACAAGCAGCUGGAGGAGGUUGUGUUCGACCACUUGCACGCUACUGCUUUCCAGAACCAGGCCCUCGGCCGCACGAUCCUUGGACCAAAGGAGAACAUCCAGAGCAUCACUCGCAAUGAUUUGGAGAACUACAUAAAGACCAACUACACUGCCGACCGCAUGGUCCUGGUUGGUGCUGGUGGUGUCCCACACGACCAGCUGGUGCAGCUUGCUGAGAAGUACUUCUCCGGCAUCCCCGCCUACAACCCCAAUGCACAGGACAACGCAUAUGUGCGCGGCCUCGACUCGAAGCCCGACUUCAUUGGCUCUGAGGUCCGGAUACGAGACGACACCAUGCCAACCGCAAACAUCGCCAUCGCCGUCGAGGGUGUGAGCUGGAAGGAUGACGACUACUUCACCGCGCUCGUCACUCAGGCUAUCGUUGGAAACUGGGACCGCUCGAUGGGCAACUCGCCAUACCUUGGCUCCAAGCUCUCGACCUUCAUCCACGACCACAAGCUCGCCAACUCGUUCAUGUCCUUCUCCACCUCAUACUCUGACACUGGUCUCUGGGGUAUCUACCUGGUUACUGACGCCUUCACUCGCAUUGACGAUCUUGUCCACUUUACGCUCCGAGAAUGGUCGCGCCUAUCGUUUGGUGUUACUGAAGCCGAGACCGAGCGUGCCAAGCAGCAACUCAAGGCCAGCAUUCUCCUCUCCCUCGACGGCACCACCUCAGUGGCUGAGGACAUUGGCCGGCAGAUCAUCACCACUGGCCGCCGCCUGUCACCCGAAGAAGUCGAGCGUGUGGUUGGCAGCAUCACCGCGCAGGAUGUCAUGAACUUUGCCCAGAAGAAGCUGUGGGAUCGCGACAUUGCCAUUUCGGCCGUUGGACAGAUCGAGGGUCUUUUGGACUAUGCGAGAAUCCGGGGCGACAUGAGCAGGAAUUUGUCAUAG
Zasmidium cellare ATCC 36951 is the source of this 1449-nucleotide messenger RNA. RefSeq lists its product as uncharacterized. The transcript is spliced from 2 exons. Gene Ontology annotation, cellular component: mitochondrion. Lineage: Eukaryota; Fungi; Ascomycota; Dothideomycetes; Mycosphaerellales; Mycosphaerellaceae. Bases 1 to 1449 code for a protein of 482 amino acids. The record is from RefSeq and is a predicted model, not a curated record. Gene Ontology annotation, molecular function: metalloendopeptidase activity; metal ion binding.